Myotis daubentonii (Daubenton's bat) is the source of this 3126-nucleotide messenger RNA. RefSeq names its product ephrin B2 (gene EFNB2). Gene Ontology annotation, molecular function: ephrin receptor binding. NCBI's taxonomy places the organism in Eukaryota, Metazoa, Chordata, Mammalia, Chiroptera, Vespertilionidae. Gene Ontology annotation, biological process: blood vessel morphogenesis; ephrin receptor signaling pathway; axon guidance. The record is from RefSeq and is a predicted model, not a curated record. Gene Ontology annotation, cellular component: plasma membrane.
GAGGCAGCCCCGCUCGGGACGCAGCGCCCGCCACCCGCGCCCCGUCGUUUCUCCGCCUUUGUGUCCCGGCCGCGCGCCCUCCCUGCCGUCCCGCGCCCGACACCCUGGAGUCGCACGGGAGCCGGCGGUUCGAGCUGGGUCCGGCGCGGCGACCCGGAGCCCCGAGCCCGCCGCGCCGCCGCGCCCCGCGUGUGCGCUCCAGCCUCUCGCCGUGAGGGCCCCGAGGGGAGCGCUCCUGGCGUCGGUGACCGCUGGAGCUGCUCAGCGCGCCCCAGAUCUGCCUGCCGUCUCCCCUUUUCUGCCUGGAGAAUUAGGGCUUCCGGCCCGCACCCCACAUCUCCGCGGUCCCGAGUGCGCGGAGCUGGGAGCGGCUUGGCCAUGGCCGCGAGGAGGGACUCCGUGUGGAAGUACUGCUGGGGAGUUUUGAUGGUUUUAUGCAGAAGUGCGAUUUCCAGAUCGAUAGUUUUAGAGCCCAUCUAUUGGAAUUCCUCGAACUCCAAAUUUCUACCUGGACAAGGACUGGUACUAUACCCACAGAUAGGAGACAAAUUGGAUAUUAUUUGCCCCAAAAUGGACUCUAAAACUAUUGGCCAGUAUGAAUAUUAUAAAGUUUAUAUGGUUGAUAAAGACCAAGCAGAAAGAUGCACUAUUAAAAAGGAAAAUACCCCUCUCCUCAACUGUGCCAGACCAGACCAAGAUGUAAAAUUCACUAUCAAGUUUCAAGAAUUCAGCCCUAACCUUUGGGGUCUAGAAUUUCAGAAGAACAGAGAUUAUUACAUUAUAUCUACAUCAAAUGGGUCUUUGGAGGGCCUGGAUAACCAGGAGGGAGGGGUGUGCCAGACAAGAGCCAUGAAGAUCCUCAUGAAAGUUGGACAAGAUGCGAGUUCUGCUGGGUCAACCAGGCAUAAUGAUCCAACAAGACGUCCAGAACUAGAAGCUGGUACAAAUGGAAGAAGCUCAACAACAAGUCCCUUUGUCAAACCAAAUCCAGGUUCCAGCACCGACGGCAACAGCGCCGGGCAUUCCGGGAACAAUAUCCUCGGUUCCGAAGUGGCCUUAUUCGCGGGGAUUGCUUCAGGAUGCAUCAUCUUCAUCGUCAUCAUCAUCACGCUGGUGGUCCUGCUGCUCAAGUACCGGCGGAGGCACCGCAAGCACUCGCCGCAGCACACGGCCACGCUGUCGCUCAGCACGCUGGCCACCCCCAAGCGCGGCGGCAACAACAACGGCUCGGAGCCCAGUGACAUUAUCAUCCCCCUGAGGACUGCGGACAGUGUCUUCUGCCCCCACUACGAGAAGGUCAGCGGGGACUACGGGCACCCCGUGUACAUAGUCCAGGAGAUGCCCCCCCAGAGCCCCGCGAACAUUUACUACAAGGUCUGAGACGUGGCGGUGCCUUCGCUUUCCCGGAGGAGGAAACUGACUGUCCUGCUGCCGCCCGCCCUCCCACCUGCCCGCGGGGGCGCGGCUGACCCCUUGUGUCUCGAGUGGACUGAAGCACAGCGGGGGUGGAGGGGACACUCCUUCUCCGAAGGGCCCCGUUGAGCUGGACAGCUUACCUAGUCUGUAGCGUUUCGGCCGUGGUGAAUCCAGAUGCGCACCGACAGCUGGAAGACUUGUGUAGAGGGCGCCCGUGGGGACCGGCGCUCGCCUCACCCCUGUCCUCCUGGAAGCCAUGUGCCGCGGUCACGCAGGCCUGCACCGCAGCCAAGCGCAGACUGUGGCGGGUGGACGCGAGAGAGCCCUUGGGCGUCCUAGGCAUAGAUGCCCUGGGAUGCCCCGCCUGGAAACGCCGUCUUCUGCCUCGGGUGUGCCCCUCGACGUGUGUCGCAUAGACCUCUGGCUCGGUGGGGCUUGCAGAGAGCGCUAGCGUGUAGGCCUCACGGUUGCACACUCCCGUUAUCCAGGGCUCUGCCGUACUUCCCAUGUGAUUUCCCCUCACGCCACGUUCUGCAUCACGAAUGGAACAUUCACGUUGGGGGUCUCCUACUCCAUCCGUUUGCAACAAACAGCUACCGUCGAAUGGAUAAUAAUAUGAUACAUUUCUAGAAACUGUGUUUGCUAAGAAGGAGCCUUCCAGCCGGACGCCAGGCUGCCAGCGCGGAAGACCAGGAGCCGGUGGAAGGCGGGGGAAGGGGGAAGGGCUGUCUGCGAACACAGUUCAGCGCUGCUGCCUCUGAAACAGAAAGUUGGGAAGAGGGGGGGUGGGGGACCCAAUUAGGUAGCACAGCACUUUGGUUUCACUACGAUUUUAAGAGGCAAGUAGGAGACACAACAGCAUACACACAGUGGAUUAGGGUGCAUUGGAAGGAAUUCACUCUUAUCAAAUAGCAACUUGCAGGAAAAGAAGAGUCCCUCUUCACUGGGUGGAACAAAGGGUCAUUGUUGGUAGAGGAACAGGCCUGGAGAGGGAAGGGAGAAGGCGGGGCGGGGCGAGAUCCCGCAGGACUGUUGUGGUACUGGCAAUAAGAUGUACAGCUCCGAGGCUGUAGGAAAGUCGGUCUGCUUUGGAUGAUGUCUAAAGCAGACUCAGCUGCUAUACUUAUCACAUUUUAUUAAACACAGGGAAAGCAUUUAGAAGAAGAGCAGAGAGCCAAAUCUGACCUAGAAGUUUAAAAGCCAAAGGUCAAACAGGCUGUAAUUCCAUCAUCAUUAACAUUAUUAAAGAAUUCUCAUGUAAAAGGUAGGUCAGAUUCCCCUGUCCCCCCCAAAGCCCCUUCCCCACCCCUCCUCCCGAUCGAGCCUUAUAACACUUUGGUUUAUGGCGGUGCUGUCCGGGCUGCGGGGACCGCGGCGUAGGUACUGAGCAAGGCCGAGUGCAGGUGCUCUGGGUCAAGGUGAAGCACAUAUGGCAAACCUCUUAGAGUCCUUAAGACGGAAAUAAAUUAUGAUAUCGAGGGGGAGAAGGAGGAUAGGAUGUAUUUAUAAUAGGUGUAUAGAACACAAGGGAUAUAAAGUGAAAGAUUUUUACUAAUAUAUAUUUUAAGAUUGCACACAAUGUACACCAGAAGAUGUGAAAUUCACUUGUGGCAAUUAAGUGGUCCCAGUGCUCAGUGCUUUACAAAAGGAAAAAAAAAAUUGGACAGCUACUUCUGGGAAAAACAACAUCACUCCAAAUAUAACAAUAAU